UAUUAUUGUGUUAAUUUAUAGGUAUUGGUUUUAGUAUUUCAUUGCUUGCUAAAUCAAGAAGAUUACGACAGAGCUAACUGCACUUAUGCAGUUUUGUUAUUCCUCGCUGUUGUAUCUAUUCGUUUCUUGUAGCUCCGUGUAAUCAAACCAAAUAAAUUGAUAAUUCAGGCGUCAACCGUACUAGAAUCUGCUGGCAAGUGUAAAUGGCUAAAUAUUGAUCUUUAAAACUUCUUUAUUAAAAUAAUACGUACCAAAUUAAAUAUGAAUAUAAUUCGAAAGUUAAGCUCAAUAUCGUCCGCGGGGAUUCACAGAAACUUUUCUGUAUCUUCGGUAAACAACGCUAAGCAUUCCUGCAAGUUACUGGUGAUUGGUGGUGGGUCGGGGGGAUGCACAAUUGCCGCUAAGUUUGUGAGGAGGUUGAAAGCAAAACACUCUGUAAUAGUGUUAGAACCAAACACAGACCACUAUUACCAACCAUUAUGGACGUUAGUGGGGGCGGGGGUGAAGCCGCUGUGCAGCACCCGCCGGCCGGAGGGGCUCUGCUUGCCGGAGAAGGCCAAGUGGCUGCGGGACUCCGCCGAGUGCAUCAACCCCAAGGAGAACUUUGUGAAGACUGCAAAGGGUGACACCAUCGAGUAUGAGUUCCUGGUCGUCGCUGUCGGUAUCGAGAAUGACUAUGAGAAGAUCCCUGGUCUAUGCGAAGCCCUACUGGACCGGGACAGCAGCGUGUCCACGAUAUUCUCGUGGGAGUUCGCGGAGAAGACAGCGAGCGACCUGAAGAAGUUCAGGGGCGGAGACGCCAUUUUCACGUACCCGGACACGCUGAUCAAGUGCCCCGGCGCGCCGCAGAAGAUUGCCUAUUUGGCUGAAUCUUUCUUUACUAAGUCGGGGGUGCGUCCAAAGACGAACGUAAUGUACAACACGUCUCUACCUGUGAUAUUCGGCGUGAAGAAAUACGCGGAUGCACUAAUGCAUGUGGUGAGGCGCAAGAAUAUCAGAGUCAACUACAAGAUGUGUCUCACGCAGGUCAUACACGACAGGAAACAGGCGGUGUUCGUCAACAAGGCUAAUAAUCAGGAAACCACAGUGAAGUACGAUCUCCUGCACGUCGCCCCUCCAAUGAGGGCGCCCACGUGCAUCCGAUGCAACAAGGAGCUGACGGACGACCAGGGCUACCUCAGCGUGGACAAAUAUACGCUGCAACACACCAGCUUUAAGAAUAUAUACGGCAUUGGCGACUGCACUAAUACGCCUAAUAGCAAAACAGCCGCUGCUGUCGCGAAACAAAGCUACGUGCUGGAGCAGAAUCUCCUGAACACGAUGAACAAGAGCACGCCCAAGGAGAGAUACAACGGGUACGGCGCGUGUCCGCUGCUGACGUCAUACAGCACGUGCAUCCUGGCGGAGUUCCUGUAUGACGGCGUCGUGCACGAAACUAUAGGUAAAUGCAAGGUGCUGGUGGUGGGGGGAGGCACGGGGGGGUGCAGCGUGGCGGCGCGGCUCGCGCGCAGGAUGGACCCCAAAGAAAUCAUGGUGUUGGAGCCCUCCAGGGUACAUUACUACCAGCCCAUGUUCGCCCUGAUCGCAGCCGGCAUCCGUCCCUCAUCUAGCAGCCAGAAACCCAUGAAGUCAGUGUUACCCCAAGCCGUCUCAUGGCUCCAAGACGAAGCCCUGGAAUUCCAACCUGCAUUCAACUCCGUACGCACCAAACACCGGAAGACUAUUGAAUAUGAAUACAUGGUCAUCGCUUUAGGCGUCAAAAAUGAUUAUGAGAAGAUUGUAGGUCUGAAGCAAGCUUUAAACUACCCCUCUAGUGGCGUGUGCACGAUCUACUCGGACGGGUACUGUGUGAAGGCGUGGUCCUGUAUCAAGAACUUCCGUGGUGGCCACGCCAUCUUCACCUUCCCGAAGACCACGGGCAAAUGUCCUGGUGCUGCGCAGAAGAUCAUGUAUUUGGCUGACGAUUUCUGGAGGCAGCAUAACAAACUGCGCAGUGUGGCCAACAUUACAUACAACACUGGCGGCGUUUCCCUCUUCGGCAUCGAGAAGUACGCGAAGGAACUGCAGCGCGUGGUGAAGAGCAGAGGCAUUGCUGUCAACUGCAGCACUGACUUGAUCGCGCUCGAGGACGGGAAGGCUAUCUUUGAAGAUGACAAGGGGACGAAAGUGGCACUGCCAUACAACUUCCUGCACGUUACGCCUCCCAUGUCACCUCCAUGCAGCCUCAAGACCUGCCCCUGUCUGGUGAACGAGGCGGGGUUCCUCAAGGUGGACCCUCACACACUGCAGCACACCGCCUUCCCUAAUGUGUACGGCAUUGGGGAUUGUAUGGACACGCCUAACAGCAAGACUGCCGCCGCCGUUGCGGUCCAAAGCGCGGUGCUGGAGCAGAACCUGCUCGGCGCCAUCGAGGGGGAGCCCCCUAGAUACAAGUACAACGGGUACUCCGCCUGCCCCAUGAUGACGUCAUACACCACCGGCAUCAUAUCCGAGUUCCUGUACGACAAGAAGAUCUGCGAGACCUUCCCCUUUGACCAGAGUAAAGAGGGACGUCUAGUGGUCUACUUGAACAAAUACGUGUUCCCGUAUUUAUACUGGAACAGGUUACUGACAGGUAAGUACAGCGGUCCGGCCGCCGUUCGCAGGUUCAUCAAUCCACUGGGAAGAUAGCAAGUAUAUUAAUAAAUAAAUUUGAUAAACACUCAACGGCCCAUAGAUAAAAGAUGCAACGGCCCAUACUAAGUUUGUAUCGAGUCCCAUGAACAAACAUAUGUCUGUGAAAACGAGUACAAUUCAUGCCACUAAAGAAGUUUGACUGCACGCACACCACAUUAGCAAAAUAGCAUUUUCAAUCGGCUAAUAAGCUGCGCAGGCAAAUAUACAUGACAGGUCUCUUAUUUUGUAACGCCACGCAGAUACGCUAAGCUAUCCCUGUCUCGCUGUGUAAGUUUAGACAGAGACAACAUAAUAGUUAUUCGUCUACCUUCAAUUUUCAAAUGCCCCGGUCAAACAAUUGUUUUCACAGAUUGAUUAUCUAGAUUCUGCUCGAUCGACGGGUUAAUUAAUUAAAUUAACUGCAGACAUUUAAAGCCACGAUUACAACAUAAAGGGACAUUUGACGCGCAAUUUAUCGCUCCUUCUCACUCAAUCUUAAGUGAAAAAACACAACAUCCACCUCACUCAUUGAAAUUGUAAUGAAAAGGAAAGGACGAUAUGUAUACUUAUUUGACGCGCAAAUUGUUCCAUCAUCGUGAGUCGAAGCUGAUUUUGAUGUGCAAACGUAAAAUUUUUAUAACCAGGAGUAAAUAUUGAAACAACGAAAUAUAAUAUUUAUAAAAAUUUAAUAGCAACUUUCAUAAAUUAUGAUUUAUACAAAUGUUGAAAAAAUAAUUUAUCCUACUUAAUGUACUUUGGUAACUGCACGAGAUAAAAAUGUGCAAGCAAUAAAAUUGUUCGUAACUUAUGCUUAACUUUUAGGCGUUGUAAAUUAAUAUGAAAUUUGUAAACGACUAUUGUUAUAAAUUGUAACAUUAAAAGUUAGAAAUAUUAUUUACAAUAAAAAUAUAAUGCAAAGGACAGUUUAA
Messenger RNA from Plodia interpunctella (Indianmeal moth), 3584 nucleotides. It is a transcript of the gene Sqor, whose product is annotated as Sulfide quinone oxidoreductase. The record is from RefSeq and is a predicted model, not a curated record. The transcript is spliced from 15 exons. Bases 262 to 2670 code for a protein of 802 amino acids. Gene Ontology annotation, molecular function: FAD binding; sulfide:quinone oxidoreductase activity. Gene Ontology annotation, cellular component: mitochondrion. Lineage: Eukaryota; Metazoa; Arthropoda; Insecta; Lepidoptera; Pyralidae.